AUGGAAAUCGCCAUCACUCACUACGAGGCCUUCAAAAAAUUUCUUGCAUCACAUCUUGCCAAGGAACAAGCCAAUGAUUCAAGAACAAAUGCGCGGAACAAAUUAACUAAACUCACAAAAGUGCAGUUUCAAGAACUUUCUACUGAUGUGUAUGACGAGUUAUCCCGGCGGUUAUUGGGUUCAAAUGCGGCACGACAGAAGUUAGCCACAUUACCCAAAAAUCGAUUUAAAGAUCUGGCGAGUGAUGUUUAUUAUGAAUUAGAGAGGCGUUAUCCUGAACUAAAAGAUAUGGAUUUCUCAAACCCGCCAUAUGGCACUCCUCCUCCAUAUAACCCCUCAUUACGCAACAAUAAUCCUUCCCAACAACCAUCAAUAGAUGGUACCGCGUCCGGUCAAGCUACAGAAUCGAAUACUAUCGUUCCAGAAACAAGUACCUUAAGACAAGAGGUAAUCUCCGUUGACUUUCGCAUUCAGAAACCAAAUAUCCGACCAGAUACUUCAAACGUUACCACCAAUGCAGAAAGUAGCCCAAAGCCUUAUUCCUCCAACAAUAAUAGUAAUAAUAGUUUUGGCAAUAAUUUCCCACCAGUACCAGAUGGUAUGCCUCCAGAGUACGGAUCACCGAAGAGUCGCACUCAAUCAUCUACGUCCUCUGCAUCUGAUAUUGGACAUCGUCGAAACAGAGACACAGUUAAUAGUCAAAAAAGUAAUAAACCCGAUCCUGUUAAUUUUGCCUCUCUUGAUAGUUUGAUGGCUGACUUGGGAGAUAUGAUUGAUCCUAAAAAAUCAAAUGGUUUAACUACACAAACUGGAGAAAGAAAUGAUGGUGGUUCAGAUGGUGAUAGUGCACGAGUACGUAAUCUCGAAAACCAACUGGAAGAAAAAGAAAAGAUAAACAAACAACAAGCAUUAAAAAUAGAAAAAUUGGAACGAGAUUUUGAAAAAUUAAAUGAAGAUUACCGACAGCAACAAGAGGUUUCUAAUGAGGUGCAAAAGGAAGCUUCCAAAUUACUAGAAGAAAUAAAAUCACUUUCAAUAAAGAAUGAUGAUUUAUACUCAGAAAAAGAACAAGGCGUUGCUAAAAUUAAAUCUUUAUCGGAAGAAGUGAGCGACUCUUUAACCCCAACUCCAGAUGGUGCGAUCGAUGAAUCCAAAAUUAUUGCUUACCAAGUGGCAAUUGAUGAUUUAUUAAGAGCUGGACGAUCUGAUGUAUCAGCUAAUGUCCUCGUUGCUAUGAAAUCAAUCGUUAUUGCCUGUAAAGGUAUUACCGAAGAAGUUGACACAUAUGAACAACGUAAAGGCUCAUCAUUGAAAGCAGAAGAUAAAGAAAAAUUAAAUACUAUAAAAACCAAGUUUUCUUCCACGCUCACAAAUCUUAUGAGCGCAGCAAAAAAUCACGCAACUGGAUAUGGUAUAUCACCUGUUAGUUUAUUGGAUGCAGCAGCAAGUCAUUUGACAGCUUCAGUUGUAGAUAUGGUUAAGCAUGUUAAGCUUCGGCGAACUAGGGGACAAGAUACUGAUAGGAUUAGUUCGGAGCAUCCUCCUUUACCAUCACGUGAAAGUACGUCUAAUGAGUCACAGAGAGCCAUGGGUAGCCAGGAUGAUUUGAAUUCGUCAAUCACGGGUCCUAAAUCUGAUUUAAAACUUGAAAAACCAAAUGGACAUGCUAUUGGAAUAGAUGAAUUAAGAGAUUUCCUUGAACGUCAAACUGAAUCUAUAGUUCAAGCAAUUCAGACUCUUUUAACUGCCAUCAGAAAUGGAUCAUUUGGCAAAGAACUCACUGACAAUAUUAACACUAUCACUACUAUUGUUCUUAAUGUGAUUGCAGUGUGCCGCGACUCUUUUAGAUCAACUAAUGUUCCUCAAAGUGUACGUGGUGAUGUUAUACUAAAAGAAUUAGAAGAUAGCAUUGAUAAAUUAGAUGAAAUGCGAGAAUCAAUAACAAAUAAUAGAGAGGACUUUCUUAAUAACCGUGCAUCAAAACAACGAUUGGCUAGUGCCUCGUUUGAGAUUGCCAAAUUUACAAAAGAAUUAGUAGGGUUAUUCGAAUA
Molecule: messenger RNA, 2051 nt
Organism: Racocetra fulgida
Lineage: Eukaryota; Fungi; Glomeromycota; Glomeromycetes; Diversisporales; Gigasporaceae
Source: the annotation of a GenBank genome assembly